AUGACGAAACGGAUAUCUCACUUCGAGGCUCUUGAUCUCGCGCGCUCGGGGCAGGUAGAGGGAGUUGGAGGGACGCAAGGGAAAAUGAAUAGAGAUGGGAAUGUGAGAGGAGAUGGAAAGAGAAAAUCAAAACGAAGAUGGGAUUGGGAUUUAGAGAAAGGAGAUGCUGAAGCAAAGAAGAAGAAGAAAAUGAAUGGACGACGAAAGGGGAGAUGGCGAAGGGAUGGGAUUUUGAGGAAGAGGAGAUGA
Molecule: messenger RNA, 249 nt
Organism: Botrytis sinoallii
Lineage: Eukaryota; Fungi; Ascomycota; Leotiomycetes; Helotiales; Sclerotiniaceae
Exons: 1
Coding region: 1-249 (82 amino acids)
Source: RefSeq, a predicted model, not a curated record